Magallana angulata is the source of this 2025-nucleotide messenger RNA. Its product is annotated as histone-lysine N-methyltransferase PRDM7-like. The record is from RefSeq and is a predicted model, not a curated record. The coding region runs from base 21 to 1151 and encodes 376 amino acids. Gene Ontology annotation, molecular function: protein binding. Lineage: Eukaryota; Metazoa; Mollusca; Bivalvia; Ostreida; Ostreidae. Gene Ontology annotation, cellular component: nucleus. The transcript is spliced from 8 exons.
AUGCUCUGAGUAACAUCAUCAUGACGAGGGAAGGCUUUGUUGUAGCCACAGGAUUGCUCUUAGCCCUUAACCUGACAGGUUUUCUGUUUGAGGACACAAUGAAUGGCGAGUGUCGCCCAGGGUUUGUUCGAGUAGACCAGUGGUGCUUCUCGUUCUAUACAGAACCUACCUCCAUGUUGCAAUCCAGUGACGUAUGUCACCAACAUGGCGCUCACAUGGCGGUACUAGACUCUCAGGAAAAGGAGAAGGCUCUGACAGACUACAUUGAACAAAUGGGUUUCUUUCACAUACAUCAAGAAAGAAAAGAACUGUAUAAAAUAGCCAAACAUGAGUCGGAUGUUCAAGCAGAAAAAAAUAAAUUUUGUGAGGACUAUAAGUUACAUGGUACACAUAGUGGUAAAUACCGCCACAUACCUAAUGCACAGAUUCCUAUAGGUUCCCCUCCACAUCUCAGAGCAAACCUCAGCACUCCACCAGGUUUCAGCAUCAAACUCUCCAACAUCCCCGGGGCCGGUCUAGGAGCGUGGACGGACCAGUUUGUCCCUCAAUACACGAUACUGGGUGUUUAUGAAGGAAUCAUUCACACCAGGGAACCCGUCUUUGAACUGUAUUCCUGGCAGGUGGACAGACAGGGAAGUAACGGUACCUACGUCAUUGACGCCGCUGACCCGGCCUGUAGUAACUGGCUCAGAUUUUUUAACUCACCGACCACCUACACAGAGGAAAACGUUAUUCCCGUACAGUGCGCAGGCCUUGUGUUCUAUAUGACGUCACGUGACGUGUAUCCCGGGACGGAGCUUUUACUGUGGUACGGUGACGGUUAUGGACGGUUUCUAGGAGUAAAUAGGAUUCAUCCGGAAUAUGACCUGAACGGUUCCGUGGCGUUACGUGCUAACGUGAUAACGUACAUUGAUGACAAAGGUUUGGUGUUCGACGACUGGACGCCCGUAACGUAUCAGAACUGGUUCGACAACGACGACGACGAGGGCGAGACGGUGCUGGACCAGAUGUUUGGUCUGCUGUUGACCUAUCACCAUGACAACAAGUGGUACUGGGUGGCUGAGCGUAACUAUACUUAUUAUACAGGACACGAGGGACUAAAGCUUCCCUUUAUCUGUGAAGAUUCCACAAAUAACUCCAGAGUUGGAUGAAGCUUUACAUAUAUAAAAUAUAACGUGAUAGGAAGGAAAUUAUUGUUGACCCUUCUUUCUGACUGGAAAUUAUAUAGUUACAGUUUGAAACGUGUUAAAAUGCAUUUUUUUUUGCAUGUUUUUGCUUUCAAUUGUUUUUUUGAAUAAUCUGACUUAAGAAUGACGUGAACCUUCAUUUUUGAAUAGAAAAAACACAGAGGCCUUGUUUGUCUUGAAAAAAGGAGCAUAAAAAGGCAUCACACUGCAUUGGAGUUAUACUGCUUUGCCAUUUUAAAACAGAAAAGUCAAUGCAGUGAAAAAUAAACGACUUUGAUUUUAUUAUUUUCGAGAAACUAGCACACAAUUAUCUGCACGUAAGUUGAUAAUGAAUCAUGCGGUCUUUUUAAACCUUCUGCUACAGGGUUGUAUCACACAGAUGGUGCAAAAAGUGAAGAAGUGUUUUAAUAAAUAAUCUUUUUAUGAAAUUGUCAGCAAAUAAGUUAAAUCAAAAUGCAUCAAUCAAAUUCCAUUUUGAUUAACAGAUAGUUGCUCUUAGAAUCUACUUGGUUUCAUAGUCUAGAGGCAAAAUCGUAAAAAUAAAUCCGUUAACAUAUUUUUUUUUUGUUUUUACAAAUCCCGUUACUAAAAAUGAUUCUUCAGUUUCAUUGAAUAGGAUGAGAUUCAUAAAUAUAAUUCAAAAUUAUCCAAACUGACAUGCAGCUGUUUUUUUGGUGUUGUAUAUGAUAUAUCUGGCCCACAUUCCGCACGAAUGUACACUAAUGUACGCAAAAAUAUCGUUUAAAUAUGGUUUAUUCCUUGUGUUCAUACAUUGUUAGAAUGUACACUAACUAUUAUUUAAAACCAAGCCGUCCAUUAUUGGAGCCAUUUAAUGAAA